This is a messenger RNA of Gorilla gorilla gorilla (western lowland gorilla), 2426 nucleotides long. RefSeq names its product osteoclast associated Ig-like receptor (gene OSCAR). Bases 195 to 1382 code for a protein of 395 amino acids. Gene Ontology annotation, cellular component: plasma membrane. NCBI's taxonomy places the organism in Eukaryota, Metazoa, Chordata, Mammalia, Primates, Hominidae. Gene Ontology annotation, molecular function: collagen receptor activity. Gene Ontology annotation, biological process: immune response-regulating signaling pathway. The transcript has 4 exons. The record is from RefSeq and is a predicted model, not a curated record.
GGCUGGAGUGCAGUGGCACAAUUUAUUUUUUAGACAGGGUCUCGCUGUGUUGCCCAGGCUGCUCUUGAACUGUUCGGCUCAAGCGAUCCUCCUGCCUCCACCUCCUGACUAGUAUUUGUUUCUAGAGUUAAAUUAAUGAACACCACAGGUUGUGACUGAACCCCCUGCUAAUUUUUCCACAGUGCCAUAGGGCUAUGACACAGUCACCCACAGGCCCCCACCUCGAUACUCUCUUCCGUAAACGAGGAUCUGGGUCUGGUUUUCUGAUGUUGCCUCAUUUCCUGGGAGGGGAGAGGGUGCGACCAAGCCCUGGCUCCAGCUCUAGCGGGUAUCUGCCCACCAUGGCCCUGGUGCUGAUCCUCCAGCUGCUGACCCUCUGGCCUUUGUGUCACACAGACAUCACUCCGUCUGUCCCCCCAGCUUCAUACCACCCUAAGCCAUGGCUGGGAGCUCAUCCGGCUACAGUUGUGACCCCUGGGGUCAACGUGACCUUGAAGUGCCGGGCACCCCAACCCGCUUGGAGAUUUGGACUUUUCAAGCCUGGAGAGAUCGCUCCCCUUCUCUUCCGGGAUGUGUCCUCCGAGCUGGCAGAAUUCUUUCUGGAGGAGGUGACUCCAGCCCAAGGGGGAAGUUACCGAUGCUGCUACCGAAGGCCAGACUGGGGGCCGGGUGUCUGGUCCCAGCCCAGCGAUGCCCUGGAGCUGCUGGUGACAGAGGAGCUGCCGCGGCCGUCGCUGGUGGCGCUGCCCGGGCCGGUGGUGGCUCCUGGCGCCAACGUGAGCCUGCGCUGCGCGGGCCGCCUGCGGAACAUGAGCUUCGUGCUGUACCGCGAGGGCGUGGCGGCCCCGCUGCAAUACCGCGGCUCCGCGCAGCCCUGGGCCGACUUCACGCUGCUGGGCGCCCGCGCCCCAGGCACCUACAGCUGCUACUAUCACACGCCCUCCGCGCCCUACGUGCUGUCGCAGCGCAGCGAGGUGCUGGUCAUCAGCUGGGAAGGUGAGGGCCCUGAGGCCCGGCCCGCCUCCUCCGCCCCAGGAAUGCAGGCCCCAGGACCUCCGCCCUCAGACCCAGGAGCCCAGGCCCCCAGCCUCUCCUCCUUCAGACCCAGGGGUCUAGUCCUGCAGCCCCUCCUCCCUCAGACCCAGGAUUCCCGGGCCCCAGUACCUCCUCCCUCAGACCCAGGACUCCAGGCCCCCAGCCCCUCCUUCCUGGACCCAGGACUCCAGGCCCCCAGCCCCUCCGGACCCAGGACUCCAGGCCCCCAGCCCCUCCUUCCUGGACCCAGGACUCCAGGCCCCCAGCCCCUCCGGACCCAGGACUCCAGGCCCCCAGCCCCUCCUUCCCGGACCCAGGACUCCAGGCCCCCAGCCCCUCCUUCCUGAUCCACGAGUCCAGGCCCCAGCCCCUUCUUCCUGAUCCACGAGUCCAGGCCCCAGCCCCUCCUUCCUGGACCCAGGACUCCAGGCCCCCAGCCCCUCCUUCCUGGACCCAGGACUCCAGGCCCCCAGCCCCUCCUUCCUGAUCCAGGAGUCCAGGCCCCAGCCCCUUCUUCCUGGACCCAGGAGUUGGAGCCUCCAUCGACUCCCCCUCAACUUUGAGACUGUGGAGUCAGGUCCCUAAGUCCACCACAGGGGCUGGAAACCUGGAGUUCAGGGCCCAGACUUUGGGGUCCAGGAGCUGACGGCCCCUCUCUCCCGGCUCCGCCCGCAGACUCUGGCUCCUCCGACUACACCCAGGGGAACCUAGUCCGCCUGGGGCUGGCCGGGCUGGUCCUCAUCUCCCUGGGCGCGCUGGUCACUUUUGACUGGCGCAGUCAGAACCGCGCUCCUGCUGGUAUCCGCCCCUGAGCCCCAGGAGCACUGCAGCCCGAGACUUCCAACCUGAGUGGCGGAGAAGCUGGGACCCUGGGCUGGACUGUCCUUUCCUGCAGCCCCGCAGUCCUGCUGGCUGAGCCCCGCGGAACGGUCCUUAGACCCCCCCACCGUGCCCCGUGCUGUAGCUUCUUUCCAGGCCUUUCCCAAGGAGUAGCUGAGAGGAAGACGCGAUCAGUGGUUAAGACUUCCAAGCCAGAAGAUAGAGGGUUCGAAUCCCAGCACUGCCGUCUACUCACUGUAGUAGUAGCAGCUACAGAAAGGUAGUAGUGAGAUGUGAAGCCAGCUGGACUUCCUGGGUUGAAUGGGGACCUGGAGAACUUUUCUGUCUUACAAGAGGAUUGUAAAAUGGGCCAAUCAGCACUCUGUAAAAUGGACCAAUCAGCACUCUGUAAGAUGGACCAAUCAGCGCUCUGUAAAAUGGACCAAUCAGCAGGACAUGGGCGGGGACAAUAAGGGAAUAAAAGCUGGCCAGCCUGUACCACACCAGAGUCCGCUUCCACGCUGUGGGAGCUUUGUUCUCUUGCUCUACACAAUAAAUCUUGCUGCUGCUAA